This is a messenger RNA of Scatophagus argus, 7799 nucleotides long. RefSeq names its product growth factor receptor-bound protein 10-like. NCBI's taxonomy places the organism in Eukaryota, Metazoa, Chordata, Actinopteri, Scatophagidae. Gene Ontology annotation, molecular function: insulin receptor binding. The transcript is spliced from 13 exons. Gene Ontology annotation, biological process: negative regulation of Wnt signaling pathway; insulin receptor signaling pathway; negative regulation of insulin receptor signaling pathway. Bases 1118 to 2410 code for a protein of 430 amino acids. The record is from RefSeq and is a predicted model, not a curated record.
UGGUGUUUAUAAAACUUUUCUCAAACAAAACUCAUGCGUCAUGAGAUUACUUUUUUCUUUCACAGGGGCGUGUGGGAACAGAGGAGGUAGCUUUCUGGCAUUGCAGGGGCAGUGAGCGCUGUGAUGUUGUUUCUGGUUGCAAUCGGAGUCUCUCUUCGCUUCACCGUGCUGGUGUUUCUGGUGUUUUGUGUCAUUUCUAGGCCACCGUUGCUGCUGCUUUUUUUUAUUUAGUGUUUUCUAUGUUGCCACCUCGUGGUGCCAUUGUUGGACUUAAUUUUCCGUACACCCCCUCCAGCCCUCACCCAUCACCGGCUAUGUGUCUCGUUUCAUGUAAUUUUCAGCAGUUGUUCCCCAGUGAUUUUGUGUGAAGUGCAGGGCAGCAGAAUCCCCGCUGUGAGGAGGGGUGUGUGAGAAUACACACAAACAGACAUACAUGCACACACCCCCACGAUUUCUCCGAAACGUGGAAGAUAAUCGGAGUCAUAUUCAUGGUUUGCAGGCACUUUCUGAUGUUUAUUUCCUCAUAUUCAUGUGUGUGUUUGUAUGUUAUGUUGCAUGCGAGUGCUUUCCGUGGUGUGUGUGUGUGUUUAUCUGUAUGAAUUAGCUCAUACAGUGGUGUGAAGCAGCUGGUCUGUGGUUGUCUGUGCAGAAACGCACUGAGAGAAGGCAAGAUUACACCCGGUUUAAAUGCUGCUUUGGGCACUUGGCUGAAAUGGUUCAAAAUGGCGCAACAAUGGGAGGUACUCCAGCUUUGAACUGUACCCGCUUGCUGCUCCAAGCAGUGACAUUUUUAAGGACGAAAUGCAGCACGGGUAAAUGGACCAUUUUAUUUCGCUGCCCAAGUGUGAAUAUGUGGUACUUUUCCAACUGUGGAUUUUCUUGCAUGUAACAGAAAACGUGUCAUUUUGGUUUGUGCGCAAGCAGGUUUACAUGUGUAUUUGUUGAUGUGCGUGUGAGUAAGUUUGGUUGAGCUGUGGACCAAAGGGUUGAACUGAGCGCACAGCGGCUGGCCGACCUUUACUAGAUGUCAUCCUUCUUUUUAUAAGCGGUUCUCAUGCUGGAGUGAGAAUAACAUGAACAGGACUUUUUAAGAGUGGAUUUGACAAAGCACCUGGUUAUGGAGAUAGUGAAGGUGUGGAGCGAAGAUGGAGCCGGUAAAGUGGUGGAGAUCCCAGCAGAUAUGAUGGCGAGAGAUGUCUGCCAGCUCCUGGUCUAUAAGAGCCACUGUCUGGAUGACAAUGCCUGGACACUGGUGGAGCACCACCCUAUCCUUGGCCUUGAGAGAUGUCUGGAGGACCACGAGCUGGUGGUUCAGGUUCAAGCCUCCAUGAGCAGCGACAGUAAAUUCCUCUUCAGGAAGAACUAUGCCAAAUAUGAAUUCUUCAGGAACCCCCUGAACUUUUUUCCAGAGCAGAUGGUGGCUUGGUGUCAGGAGUCUGAUGGCUCAAUCCCUCAGUCACAGCUCUUGCAGAACUUUCUGAACUCCAGCAGCUGUCCAGAGAUCCAGGGCCACUUGUACUUGAAGGAGCCUGGACGCAAGUCCUGGAAGAAACUCUACAUGUUCCUGCGACGCUCUGGGCUCUACUACUCUACUAAAGGAACAUCCAAGGAGCCCCGACACCUGCAGCUGCUGUCAGAUCUGGAGGACAGUAACAUCUUCACCAUCAUCACGGGCAGGAAACUCCACAAUGCUCCCACAGACUACCAGUUCUGCAUCAAGCCCAGUAAAGCGAGGAGCGACUGUAAGGAGCUGAAGAUGCUAUGUGCAGAGGACGAACAGAGCAGGACCUGCUGGAUGACUGCCUUCAGACUGCUCAAAUAUGGGAUAGUACUAUAUCAGAGCUACAACGUUCCCCAGCAGAGGAAGUCUAACCUGUCACCUUUCUCUGCGCCUGUGCGGAGUGUAUCUGAGAACUCCCUUGUCGCCAUGGAUUUCUCCGGACGGACCGGCCGCGUCAUUGACAACCCGGUGGAGGCCCAGAGCGCUGCGUUGGAGGAGGGACAGACAUGGAGGAAACGGAGUCAGCGUAUGAAUGUGCUGGGCAGUCCCAGCCCCCUGCACCCAUCCUCUCUGAGCACAGUGAUCCACAGGACACAGGUAUGGUUUCAUGGACGCAUCAUGAGAGAGGAAGCCCACAGAAUGAUCAUACAGCAAGGCCAAGUAGACGGGUUAUUCCUGUUGCGGGACAGUCAGAGUAAUCCCAAGGCAUUUGUGCUCACCUUGUGCCACCACCAGAAGAUCAAGCACUUCCAGAUCCUUCCGUGUGAGGAGGACGGUCAGGUGUUCUUCAGCCUUGAUGACGGCGCCACCAAGUUCACUGACCUGAUCCAUCUGGUGGAGUUUUACCAGCUCAACAGAGGAGUGCUGCCCUGCAAGCUCAAACACCCCUGUACCGCUGUGGCCUUGUGACACUCCAAACCCCCAACACCUCCACCCCCCUUUUGCACACCUCUCACCCUGAGAUCCCCCCCCCCCCCCAUCUGCCCCUCCCUCACCAACGCAAUGAGGUUGAGGAGAUAGAGAAAAGUCAAGUUUCGGGAUGUGAGCAACUCAGCGGGAGCCCGUGCGUUUCUCUGCCUUACCGCUGUUUGGAUGUUUGAAUGGCAACCGUUUGAACAGUUCCAGAUAGUAGACCCAGCAGCUGCCCGGCUCCUGCAACGUUAUCAAGGAGACUCAGUCGUUUUGUCAUUGCCGUUUUGAUCCUGGAGAGAGAGACCAUAUGUUGUGAACCACGAGACAGCUAAGGUCUGUCCCAGAUGGAUCCCCCACCCCUCAGAAUCCCUCACCCUUCAGCCCCACAACCUCCCUCAUCCUCCAGGCCUGAUAAGCUGUGGUGCCCACCCCACCCGAGGAGGGCGGGGAGCACCACCCUCUGACUUCCUCAUCAAUCAUCAGGGAUGGACGGGAACCUCUCUGGGUCUUAUCAAACAUGAUCCAGGAGUCUUCUCAACCUGUGCAGUCCAGUCUGGAUAAGCUGACACCCCACACACCCCACCACCACCACCACCACCACCACCACAACCCGAGCGGACUUGAUGCGGCCUCUCUACUGUGUCUUGUCCCACAAUCCCCUGGUGCAACCCUGAUACCACCUCUCCUCCUCCACAAAAGCUCAGAGAAAAGUUGUGAGAAAAAAGAGAAGUAGCUAAAGGAAGAAAAGCAGAGCAGUGGCGAGGGAUUGCUGAAAGGACAGAGGAAUGUUUAUCAGGAACGCUGUAACAAGCCUCUCCUGUAGAGUUGAUUACUUGAUGUCAUUUUAAUGCUGUUUUAUUACUGUUGAUUCAAUGCAGAACUAGUUUUGCACUCCUGGGCGGACAGAUGACAGCUGUUGUCUCCAGCUAAAUGAAGCUGCUUUCUGUUCGUCCUCCUUCUCCUCCCCCCUUUUUAGAAGGAUGCAUGUGAAUUUCCACGAGUUUUGAUUGGAUUACAGUGGCGUGGGAGCAAAGAGAGUCACGGCUGAUUAUGCAGUGCCUUUCAGACAGGUUUAAGAAUAUCUUGGACCUCUGUGUGGCUUGAACCAACAUGACCAUGCUUUGGUAAAAAAAUGAAUGUGCUCUUGAAGUGUCUGCAGUGAUGAAGAGGAGGAAGACUGUUAAAUAGACUCCUGAAAAGUACGUCCACCCCCAGGCUUCUACAAUAUAUUUUUUUUUUAAUUGAAAGGGUUAAAUCUGUAGGUGAAUUUUUCUUUGAAUGUUAUUUUCUUUUCCUAAGUCUGAGCUCACUGCUUGCACAUUUUAUUUAUCUCGAUUUGACGUUGGUGGGUUGGAGGUGUCCCAUUCAGAUUCUGACCACUGUUCACUCACUCUUAGAAAAGACAAAUCAACAAAAGCACUCCCAUUACAUCUUGUUUUGUUUGUUUUAAUACGGAAUUGAAGAAAUAACUUGAAAUGUGAACUCAGUUGACUGUUCAUCAGCACACAGUCAAAUGAGAUUCACUCGCCUUAAGUGAAAAUUGCAAGCGUUGCGCAUGAAAUCCAAGUUAUAUUAAAAUGCACAUAUAGUAACAGAUUUUACGAGGAUGGAAUUACAUCAGUGUUUAAGAUUAUGUUAAAUGAUAACAAUUUUUGGAAAUACUCUUGUUCACAUUCUUACUGAAAGUUAAAUGGGAAGAUCGAUAAAAAUCUCACAUCUGUAAAUGUGAAACUUCAGCCUGCAGCCAGUUAGCUUAGCUUAGCAUAAAGCCUGGAAACGGGGGGAAGCAGCUAGAUUGGCUCUGUCAAAAGGUAACAAAAUCUGCCAUGUUAUGUCUCAUUGAAAAAGACAAUUUGUGGUUUUACCAUCUGUUGUGUGCUGGACUAUUCCAGGUGCAGUCACUUCCUAAGCUAAGCUAGGAUAACCAGCUGCAGUAUGGUAGCUUCAUAUUUGCAGUACAGACCGCCAGUCAUGGAUUUAAUGGGUUUCUCCUUGACUUUUUCAGGUAUGUGUUCCCUGGAUUCUUUUCCUACACUGUGUCAGAUAAACUAAAGACAUGACAAUGGUAUCGAUCUUAUCAUCUUUCUCUUGGUAAGAAAGCAAAUAUUUUCCAAAAUGUCAAACUAUUUCUUAAAAUUGAAAAUCUACUUGAAUAUGCUUUAGAAAACAGGUACUGGUGUGUAACCUUCCAUUUCUGAGCUUAUUUCUUCAUUGGGUGCUGUAUCUUAUUUCUGCACAUACAUGGUUAAAAUAUAAGAUGUCCAGAUAUCUGCAGCAGACUGUUAGCAUCAGUGGUGAACAUCAGGUAGCCUCAGUAGACCAGAAUGCCUUGCAGCCCUCAGGCAAGUGGUCAGUAGGGUUAGCUAUACCAGUGUUCAUGAAUCAUUUAGAGCUGAAAUGAUCAAUUGAUUAUUCUGUAGAAAAUUGACUGGUAACAGUUUGGAUAGUUUUUAAGCAAAAACGUGAUGGCUCCAACUUCUCCAGUGUGAGCAUUUGUGCUUUUUUUGUCCUGUAGUAAACUGAAUAUCUUGUGGACCUUGGUAUGAAGGAAAUUAUGAUGUACAGUUUUCACAAAUUUCUGUCAUUUUACAGACAAAUGGGAAAAAAAAUGGCAAAUGUAUAAUAAUGUAGCUACCUUGCUCACCUUCUGUGACUGCAUGGCAGUAUUUCCUUGAACACAACAUAGAGAUGCAAAAUUAUGUACAGCAGUUAAUGGUGAGAGAAACAUUUUUUGAUUCUGUUUGAACUGUGCUAUUAAUUGUACAUUUUUGUCAAUUUUAAAGAAUUCAUUUGCAACUGAAGAAAGUCAGUUUGUCAUAAAACUGUUAAAGUAUAGAAAUAUAUAAUUAGAAAGACUAUGCACAGUCUCAGCAGUCUUGUAAAUGACACUGACUUGAUUAACAUUCACUAAAACCCUUGAAUUAAACCUUGUAAAGCCGGUUCCAUGUGCAGCUAGCUUACACAAUUCCUUUCACAUAGCUGUAGCUGUCAACAUGGCCAGACCUGCUGUGAUUUUCACCUCUUAAUAUUCUUUCUAUGCCAAGGUGAAGGUUGUGGUAUUUAACUCUCUUUGUGUCAAACUGUGACUUUCUUGACUUGAGAAAUUAAAUUGUAAAUUGACAAAUGUGUAAUUCAUGGCAAAAUUCAAACGAAAUCAAAAAUGUAAUUAUUAUUCUGGGAGAUGAAGUAGGAAGCCUUUGUCCACCAAAAAAGUAGACUAUGACAUUUAAUCACUAAACAAAUAUUACCUAAAGCCGUGAUAUGUAGGAAUUGAAAAUGUCCAACUUUGUCACCACCUAGUGGUAACAAAACACAGCUUUUUUCACAUGCUGUAUUUAACUAAAAAAUAGCUAAUUUAGUGGCUUAAACAGAUGAUCUGAGUGGAUUUUUAUUUUCUCUCCGCAUCUGAAAGAAAAAUGAAUGAAUUUGUAGGAACAUGCUUUUGAAGUCUUUUCCUGCCCUCUCCUACUGUCGCGUGACCAGCGAAUGAAAAGCUUUGCUUUGUCCUCCCGCCCUCACCUGCACCUCCUCUUUAUCCUGUGCCAGACUGAGUGAACAGGGUUUGCACGAGGCCAUCAGACACCCUGCCAGGCUAACUAAACUCUCUCCAAGUACUGUCAUUGACUCGCAAGCCACUGCCACCAUUCAACCAAUUGCGUGACUUGACUGACUCACCAGCUCUGCGUUCCACCAAUCAGGCCUUUCUAGUCAGCCAGGGCAGACUCCCUCCCUCCCUCUCUCUCUCUCUCCAGGGAUUGGAUAAUGCUUGAACCCCUACCCCCCUUUCCUACCUGUGUCCAGCCUGUAAGCUAUGACCCUGUGGUGAAUGCGUGUGUGUGUGUGUUUGUUUGUGUGUGUGUGUGUCGAUGGCCAGACUGUUAUAUUUACUAUUCAGGAUUGCUAAGUGUGCUGGUUAUCAUAACUUGCUUUUUUUGAGAUUGUAAGAGGAAGGCUUUCUGUCAGUUGGGUAAAGUCAAGCUAAGCCGUGGAUUUACAGGAGACGGGAGUUUAGCUGGAGGUAUCCCAGCAUUCUCAGUGCUCAGAUGAGGUUCCUUCCUGUCAGUCAAAGAAACCACAUUGUUUUGGGUCAGCAGGGGCGAGCCACCAUCCUCUCCUUCUCCCUCCAUUUUUAAUCACUGUGCUACAAUGCAAUCCUAUACACAAGCCCAAGUAUAUGAAUAUACCAGUAUACAGUAUCAUUUGUUUUCUAAAUAUGUGAAGCUAUGGAGAAGACGUAGAUCUAACACUGUACCUAGGUCACAGAUCACUAUGUAUGGGGUGUUAUGCUUUUGCUCAUAACUCCGUGUAAAAUGAAGAAUGAUUUAUUUUGUCCUUUUUUUCCAUUAUUUGAUUGUGUGUAUAUUGACAUUAUUGUGUAUUUUCUUUGGUUUGCCACAAAAUGACCUUUUAUAUAUAUGAAAAAAGAAUAUACCACAGUAUAUACAGUAUUAAAUUAAGCUGUUUUUUUAUUUUAUUUGAAGAGAUCAAACUGGAUUUUUGGCACGUGUCAAAUUUCUGAACAUCAGAUGUGUGUAUAAGCUGACAUGCUGACAGUCUUCAAAUCUGCCAGUUUUCAAUUCUGAUGCCAUUUUGUUUUAAAACCACAUCUACAGAAUAUAUCCUCUCAGUCUGUCACAUCUGGUUCCAUUCAUUUACUUUCACUUUCGAGACAGUAAAUGUUUGAUAUUAAACUUGUUCAGCACACACACACACACACACACACACACACACACACACACACACACAAACACACACAAGAGCACACACACCAACACUUAACCCUUGGGGAUAGUCUUAGCAGCUUUUGUACACCUUUCAUCGCAAGUAGUGCAAUUACCGUAUAUGCUGUAGCUCAAGAAGGUUUUGCAUUUCAUUAUGUUCAUUUACUCUCAUUUUAAGGUGCAUAACAAAGUUUUAAAAUUAUUUUUCUGUACUAAUCCUAUUGUUGCAGCAGGUGCCUCUUGUUUAUGAACAGCAUCAAGUCCUUAGUUGCCAUCCGUCCACUCGCUGCAUCCAUUUACAGCUAGCUGCAACAGCAUAAUCCUACUGGAACUAAAUCCUAGUAUCAGGUCAACAUUGCAUACAGGUCGAAAUUGGUGACUCACAGUGUAGGUGCAAAUGAAACUGACUCGCUGUUGGUUGUGUUUUAUUUUUGGGUUGAAGUCAUAAGCUGAAGUUAAAUAAUCAUUUCAGGGAAAGUAAAAUGAAAGCAAGUGAACCAGAAUCAUUUUUUCUGAUAACCCCACUGUGCUCUGCUUCAUUCUGUCUGUAUGGCUCCUGGAUCUCCAUUAUAUCCUGUUCAGGUAUUUUUGUACAAAUAAGGGACUGAUAUAUUCUCUGUUUAUUGGAAAUUAGAAUAAAAUACAGCCUUGCUAUGAACCAAAAA